UCGUUUUGGACCAAUACGGGCACACUUUUGGGUUGCCGAGAGUAGGCGGGAUUUCCUUGCGAGUUUAGCAUUGCGGCCUCUGCUGAAGGACACCGAUUCAUUCUGUUUGCAAGGGUCGAGUCUUAGAGGACCAUCAACAAUCAAUAAUGGGAGCACACGACGCCGGAGGCCAACAGUUCACUGGCAUUGCCAAGUACUUCAACUCAUACACAAUCAUAGGAAGGAGGAAUUGUGUUAUAGUCACAUACGCCAGCCUACUAGCCAUUGGCCUCUUCUUCAAAUUGAAGCCCAAGAAACAGGCUGCCAUCACAGAAAAGUGAUCAUGUGUCCAUUCUGACCACCAUUUCUAACCGCUUGGAGGAGAGAAAGCAGCUGGACAUGCUUGUAAAAAAAUUACUGUUUGGUUUCCCUAUGUAAACAAUAAAGAACAUUUAUGCCCAAAACAUAGAAAA
This is a messenger RNA of Cottoperca gobio, 452 nucleotides long. RefSeq names its product ATP synthase membrane subunit k (gene atp5mk). Gene Ontology annotation, cellular component: proton-transporting ATP synthase complex. Lineage: Eukaryota; Metazoa; Chordata; Actinopteri; Perciformes; Bovichtidae. Bases 147 to 320 code for a protein of 57 amino acids. The record is from RefSeq and is a predicted model, not a curated record. The transcript has 4 exons.